AUGACUUUUCUCACAUCAUCUCAUAAUAUAGACUACUUCUUGCAAGCAAUCGAAGAUUUAAAUGAGGAAACAGACGUCGUUAGCGCCGGCAUUACAUUCCACGGCUUUUCCGUCAUUAAAGAUUCAAAUCCUAUUAAAAAUACACUCAAUGUUUGCGAAAAAUUAUUCUCGUCUCUGAUUUCUGGAGUGGUGGUCGAGGACAGGGCGCCCUCAGACUCAAUCACAUACACCACAACCUAUCAUAACAUACCGACAAUUGGUAUUACUAAUCGCGAGGCCAUACUAUCGGACAAAAGUAUUUACCCGACUUAUGGCCGAACUGUGGCCUCGUUUUCAAAUCAAGCGGACGUUUGGGUGGAAAUUCUGAACCACUUUAACUUCAAUUGUGUUGUAUUCAUUCACAGCAAUGAUAUUAACGGACGACGGGUUCAGAAGAGGUUCGAAGUGUUGGCCGAUGUGUCCAACAUUAAGGUGGAGACAGUCAUUGAAUACGAGCCCUCAUUCCCUGAUAUAUCAAAACAAUUG
Molecule: messenger RNA, 525 nt
Organism: Medioppia subpectinata
Lineage: Eukaryota; Metazoa; Arthropoda; Arachnida; Sarcoptiformes; Oppiidae
Source: the annotation of a GenBank genome assembly